Saccharomyces paradoxus is the source of this 333-nucleotide messenger RNA. It is a transcript of the gene PET100, whose product is annotated as Pet100p. The transcript has a single exon. Lineage: Eukaryota; Fungi; Ascomycota; Saccharomycetes; Saccharomycetales; Saccharomycetaceae. Bases 1 to 333 code for a protein of 110 amino acids. Gene Ontology annotation, biological process: mitochondrial respiratory chain complex IV assembly. The record is from RefSeq and is a predicted model, not a curated record. Gene Ontology annotation, cellular component: mitochondrial inner membrane; mitochondrion.
AUGGGUCUGUUUAAUUUUAAGUUUAAGUAUACAAGAGCACAGCUGGAGAUCUUUAGAUUUUCCUUUUGUUUGCUAGCACCUGUUGCUGUAAUGUACUACAUUGGUACGGAUACUGAUAAAAAAUUAAAUGUUCCAGGGUUCUGGCCAGAUCCUGCAACGUUGAACCAAAUACCAAAAGAGCCUUAUGAGAUUAAAGCUGAACUAGCAAGGAUGAAAAAAGAACGUUUAGAGAAAAGGCUUAGGUUAGAGAAAAAAAUACAAGAGGAGUUUGGCUUAGACCUUGAAGAGGAAAAGGAAAAAAUUAAACGGGAUUUAGCUCUCAAAAAAGGAUGA